AAAACAAAAAGAAGAAGUGUGACGGAAGCCGGAAGUGAGAGGUGGUGUUCACGCGUUGCUAUGUGCUAAUGUUAGCAUAACGAAGCCUUUCUUUUUAACUUGAGCGAUCGUAUCAGCUAAAGAGAGAUGCCUUCACUAAACGGGAAACCCGAUGUUAUGUUUGUAAGCUCCCCUCAUUUAUUAUGCUGUUAUUUGUGAUCAUUUGUUGACAACAUGAUACCGUUGAAGCGUACUUUUACCCAAGUGUUAGCUUGUUUGUUCCACAGUGUUUGGUUGUGUGGCGGUGAAGUAAGCUCAUUGCCUCCCAUCAGCUUGCGAUGACAUUUUUUCUCAUUUGGGUUCUUGUUAGGAGGACGAUGAUCUGCCUUAUGAGGAGGAGAUCAUCAGGAACCCGUACUCAGUCAAGUGCUGGAUGCGUUACAUCGAAUUUAAACAGAAUGGAUCCAGAACCACCCUCAACAUGAUCUAUGAGCGGGCACUGAAAGAACUGCCUGGCAGGUAACCAACAUAACAGGAAGACAUUAUUAUGGAUGACCAACUACUGCUGUGAUAAAAUACCUGGAGACAUUAUUUUGCAUUAGGAGUAAAGCAAAAUACCAAGGAAACACUGACCAAAGUGUAAUGCAAGAGCUGAAAAACAGAAUUUUUAUGGAUUUCAGACACUAACUUUUUUUAAUUUUGUAUUUCUAGCUAUAAGCUGUGGUACAACUACCUAAGAGAGAGGCGGAAACAAGUCAAAGGGAAAUGUAUCACUGAGCCAGCCUAUGAAGAGAUCAACAACUGCCAUGAAAGGGCGCUGGUGUUCAUGCACAAGGUAAAAAUUCAUACAGAACCCCACACACGACUUGAAUGCAUAAUAAAGAGCAAAAAAACUGUAGUCUGUUGAGAUUAAUGGGAUAUUCUGGCGUAAAAUUAAUUUAGGGUCAAACACAGCAUAACACUGAGUUAGACACCUCCUUGGGAGAUGAAUGUUGCAGACCGCUUGCUUCUCUUGUUAUACCAACAAUAGCAAUACACAGCGGUCCCAGGAGCCAUAAACAAACCUUGUUUAUGGGUCCUCAGACCGCUGUGUACUGCUAUCAUACGGUCAUUACAAAAGUUGGUAUAACUAGAGAAGCAAGCCGUCGGCAACAUUCAUCUCUCGAGGGGGUGUCUAACUCGGUGUAACGGUGUUUUUGACCCUAAAUUAAUCUCACGCCGGAAUAUCCCUUUAAAACUAACUAUUUCCCCCUUAACCUAGAUGCCCAGAAUAUGGCUUGAUUACUGCCAAUUCCUUGUGGGUCAGUGCAAGAUCACCAGAAGCCGGCAAACGUUUGAUCGUGCACUCAGAGCCCUUCCUGUUACUCAGCACCCACGCAUUUGGCCUCUGUAUCUUCGCUUUGUCCGAAACCUGCCAUUGCCAGAGACAGCCAUCCGUGUGUACCGCAGGUACCUUAAGGUGAGAGUACUCUUCCUUCUCAAUAUCCAUACUCCAGUUUACAAGAGGAAAUAGGAAAAUGUUCUUAAUGCAUAUGCUGUCUAUUCUCGUCCCAAGUAGCUUUCACCUGAGAAUGCAGAGGAGUACAUAGACUACCUAAGGUCUGUUGGCCGUUUGGAUGAAGCAGCUGUGCGUUUGGCAGCUGUUGUCAAUGACGAAAGCUUUGUGUCUAAAGAGGGCAAGUCCAACUACCAGGUAAGGUCUACUCUCUUUCUCCAAAACUCAGAAUAAGUAUCUUCUUUAGGGCAAUUGAGGAAUGUUUACAAAGCUUGGUUCUGUGUUCACUCCCCUGACAGCUGUGGCAUGAAUUAUGCGACCUGAUCUCCCAAAACCCUGAUAAGGUGACCUCUCUGAAUGUAGGAGCCAUCAUCCGGGGAGGCCUUACCCGCUUUACUGACCAACUUGGAAAACUUUGGUGUUCUUUAGCCGACUAUUACAUUAGGAGCGGCCACUUUGAGAAGGUACCUUUGCUCAGACUAGCACUUGGUGUUACUUAUAUUGAAAUGACCUGAUUAAAAUUAAAAGUCAUUUAUUUAGGGAAAAAAAGUGAAUGUGUCAAAGUUGCAUGGACUAUUGUUCACUUUGGCUGACUUGAUGAUUGUAUCUACUUUAAGGCUCGUGAUGUGUAUGAAGAGGCUAUCCUAACGGUUGUAACAGUGAGGGAUUUCACACAAGUGUUUGACAGCUAUGCUCAGUUUGAAGAGAGCAUGAUUGCAGCAAAGAUGGAAACCACUGUUGAAAUGGGGCAGGAUGAAGAUGGUAUGUGAUGAUGUAUAAAUAAAGGUGGUAGUCUUUGAGCUUUUGUUUACCUCGAAGCUUAUAUCUUUGCCCUUCUGUUUCAAGAUGACAUUGACCUGGAGCUUAGACUAGCUCGCUUUGAGCAGCUGAUCGCCAGGCGGCCCCUCCUUUUGAACAGUGUACUGCUGAGGCAGAACCCUCAUAAUGUCCAUGAGUGGCACAAACGUGUGAAACUCUAUGAAGGCAAUCCACUGCAGGUAAAUUUAAGCUGUUUCCUACAAUGUUUUUAUAAUGACGACAGUGCCAAAGCAAUACAUAAAACAACUUUUAAACAACAUUGAAUUGCUCACACUCUUACCUUUUGCAUGUUAAUAAUUGUAUCUCAUGGUAUCUGCAGAUAAUCAACACAUACACUGAGGCAGUACAGACUGUGGAUCCAGUGAAGGCAACAGGGAAACCUCACUCUCUCUGGGUUUCAUUUGCUAAAUUUUAUGAGGAAAAUGAGCAGCUGGAUGAUGUAAGUCACUGAUGGGCUUUCAAAAGAAAAUCUCAAAAACCAUGAUAUAUGUUAUGACCACGAUAUGCCUUACAUUUAAUGACUGUCUCUUAGGCAAGGACGAUUUUCGACAAAGCUACCAAGGUGAACUACAAGCAGGUUGAUGACCUUGCCGCAGUGUGGUGUGAAUAUGGAGAGAUGGAGCUACGCCAUGAAAACUAUGAUCAGGCUCUGCGCAUACUGAGGGUGAGACACAUGUAGUAUUUGCAGUGACGAUUGUACAGGUUUGAUCUGGAGAAACAAGAACUGCUGUAGCUGCUAGGUGUUUAGUAACAUCUAGUGGCAGAACAGAGAAACUACAUUAUCCUGGACAAAUGUUGGUUGAAAACCUAGUAAAUAAAUCGAGCUUAAGCUUCCAGAGUUUGUACUGACCUGUGAUUUGCCAAGUAAGAGCAAAUCCAUUGAUUCAGUCAUUCAAGGUGCUGAUAUGUGGCAGAUUUGACUCAAAAGCAGACAUGGAUCAGCUCUUUCUAUCCGAUACAAAGAAGUAAGAAGCAAUGAUUAACAAUACUGGGUGCCAGUUCUUUGAGUAUUGCUGUGAAGUAAAGUGUAUAUUAUUGUUGCAGGUAUUUCAAAGUAUAAAUACUUGGUGGAUACACUUACAACAUGUGUUUUUUUUAAUGAUUUAAAUACAGAAAGCUACAGCAAUUCCAUCCAAGAAGGCUGAGUACUUUGAUGCAUCUGAACCUGUCCAAAACAGAGUCUACAAGUCUUUGAAGGUCUGGUCUAUGCUUGCCGACUUGGAGGAGAGUCUGGGCACAUUUCAGGUAUGUGCAUUAUUUGAAAUGAAAACUUUAAGUCAUUUUACUGUUGUAUGUUGAAUAUUUAGUUUAAUUGCUUGUCCAUCGUCUUUUGUCUUACCAGUCUACAAAAGCUGUGUAUGACCGCAUUAUCGACCUCCGCAUCGCCACGCCACAGAUCAUCAUCAAUUAUGCCAUGUUCCUCGAAGAACACAACUAUUUUGAGGAAAGCUUCAAAGUAAAAACACUUUAUUUGUUGUUUUAACCAAACCAGGUUAUUCAAUCAAUAUCUGCCUUGCUCUCUGCCCACCAGUCAUUUAAACUUAUGCUUCUUGUCUUUGUCUAUCCUUUUUUAGGCAUAUGAGCGUGGUAUUGCUCUCUUCAGGUGGCCAAAUGUUUAUGACAUCUGGAACACUUACCUUACCAAGUUCAUUGAUCGUUACGGAGGCAAGAAGCUAGAAAGAGCCAGGGAUCUUUUUGAACAGGCCUUGGAUGGGUGCCCUGCCAAGUUUGCCAAGAGUGAGUUGAUCUCCAAGAAAAGCACUGUGUAGACAUUAUUCCGGCUGUUUUUCUUUAACAGAUUCAUCUAAGCUGAAUGUACUACUUUCCUUUGCUCUAGCCAUCUACCUGUUGUAUGCCAAGUUGGAAGAGGGAUAUGGGUUGGCACGACAUGCCAUGGCUGUCUAUGAAAGAGCAACACAGGCUGUCGAACCUGGGGAGCAGCAUCACAUGUUCAAUAUCUACAUCAAGAGAGCUGCAGAAAUUUAUGGAGUCACAUAUACCAGAGCAAUUUAUCAGAAAGCUAUUGAGGUAUGUUUUUGAGGGGCGGACAGAUAUUUAAGUGUAAUACUGUUUUUCAAUCCAUAUCAUUUUUUUGUACCUACAAUGAUGAUUACUGUUUUUUUCAGUGAAUAAUUUUAUAUAGCUGGUUUGAUAGUACACAUUUUCAAAUGCCAAACAGGCAAAAGAAAAAGAAAAUUUUAUUCACAAUCUUUUUUUCUAAUGUAUGAUACUGAUGCAAUGACUUUUUGAACAUCAUAGAAAAGUAAAGACUAGCAACAUAUGAAGAGUUUUUGUUAAGCAGUUCAACAAAGCUUUCAAAUGUUUUGUUUGUCUAGUUUUUAAGAUUGAGAUAUAGUAAUCACAAUUUGAGCUACCUUCUAUGCAUUCAGGUCCUUCCCGAUGAGCACGCAAGGGACAUGUGCCUGCGAUUUGCUGACAUGGAGAGCAAACUGGGUGAGAUUGAUCGUGCCAGAGCAAUUUACUCCUACUGUUCCCAGAUCUGUGACCCCAGGGUAAGAAAAAAAACAACAACUCCUGUGUCUGGAUUAAAUACCCUUUCUGACAUUGCACAUCAUCAUGCGUUUGGAUAUGUUUUUAAACUUCAUCUUUUAGGUGACAGCAAAUUUCUGGCAGACCUGGAAAGAAUUCGAGAUCCGCCAUGGUAAUGAGGACACUAUCAGAGAAAUGCUGAGGAUCAAACGUAGCGUCCAGGCCACAUACAACACCCAGGUCAACUUUAUGUCUUCUCAGAUGCUCAAGGCCACAACAAGCUCCACAGGCACUGGUAAGGCCACUGUCUUUAAAGCGUCUGCUGUUUCUGGAUUUUUUGUCGCAGUAGGGGAAUGUUUAGCACUAUUUUAAUGUCUUAGAUGUAUGUUACGAUAGACCAGUGGUGGACUUCUAACAGCAGAUAAUUCAUAAUCUUGAGCAAAAGAGAAAGAGCUUCCUUGUGAGAGGAAAUAGCCAUCUGGCAUCAAUCAUGCCAAUCUUUUUCAAUAACAAAUUUUUAGAUUUUGUGUUUUUAGCCACCAAAAAGUAAUUAACCACAACCAGCCAAACAGAUCAGAGGACCUCUUCAACAGAUCCCACACAUUUUGAAGUUCCUGAAAUCAAAUGGAUAAGAAUUCUCUUUCAACAGAUGUCCAACCAUUAGUUUUUAUCCUUUUUUCAGUGUCAGAUCUCGCUCCAGGCCAAAUGGGAAUUGACGACAUGAAGAUGUUGGAGCAGAAAGCACAGCAGCUUGCUGCUGAAGCUGAGCAGGAUAAACCCAAGCCCAAAGAGAAGAUCCUGUUUGUCAGGUUUGUCUUUUUUUUGGUCCAGUGAAAAUUUGUGCCUUAAUUAACUUUGAACAUACAUUGCAAAAGACCUUUAACUGUUUUCUGCAUAUGCCCAGGAGUGACACCUCUCGCAGUGAGUUGGCAGAGCUUUCCAAGCAAGCCAAUCCAGAUGAAAUUGACAUUGAUGAUGACGAGGAUGAUGAUGAGGAUGAUCAGGGACCAGAGGGUGAGUGUCGUCUAUCAAUAUACCCAAAGUCAGCUGUAAAAUAAAACCAUUUAAUGUUUUUUUUAAACAUUACAAGAAAUCUUUUAUUCAUGAAUAUGCAUCUGCUAACUCCAUCUUUGCUUUGCUUACACAGAGGUGCAACUGGAACAGAAGAGUGUCCCCACAGCUGUCUUUGGGGGUCUUAAAGACGACUGAACUUGUUGAGCUUUCUUUCUGACUUAAAUUUAUAAAGUCUUCAGAUUACUGUAAUAGAUAUUGAAAAGGCUUUAUUUUGAAGUUUGCAUCAAUGAUCAAUUGAUUUCUUUUUUCUUGAUAGGAUGUGAGUUGAGUAGACAAACAGGGAGUAUUUGUGCCUUUUAUGUGUUCUCAUACAUAGUUUAUAAAGGUGUAAGUCCAUUGUUACAUGCUCUUUGUUCACUUUUUCACAAGAAUGGGGCUCAAGAUUUUGAGUAAUUUUUGUAAUAAAAUAGUCACAUGUGGUCCUUUUGUACUUGCAAGUUGCAGCUGUAGUUGCUUGCUCUGUUUUCAAUCAUUUGUGAGAAUUAAAAGUGAAAAUGCUUUUUGCACUCCUACUGGAUGCACAUAAAUUUUCCAAAAAGGAGUUGCUGCCCUCAAUCUAGGGGUAUGAAAAUGGUCAUUUACAGGGGGCAUUUGAUGGAAAGCAAACUGAGCAAUUGACUCUCACAUUGUUGUCUCCUGAUUUAGUAUUACUAACCCUAACCCAAAAGCUUAUGUCUCAAAAACAACUUGUGUACUUAAAUAUACUUAAACCAUUUGAUACAAAGACCAAAUAACUGAGAGCCUGAAUACAUAUUUAAAAACAAUUUAAAAAUCCAAUAACUCUGGGAAAUGCUACUUUGAAAAGAAUUGUUUCUGAUCUGUUAUCAUGGUGUAAAAACUGGCCUUCAAAAUCCUCAUUUCUGUUAAAGAAAGUCUAAAUAGCUCUGAAUGAUAGUUGUGAUGCAAAUGGACUUGAAUCUGAUGAACAGGGACCUUUGGAUGAAGACUUUCCUUGUGACAUUUAAAUGCAUUAUGUCAGUAUUCAAGUUUCAUGCUAUUGAUGCUAAUGUAUUAUAAAACACAUUUGGCAGAGUAUUUUUAUGUAUGCAUACAUUUUGAAACAAUGUCAUGGAGAUCUACAAGGCAUCAUGAGUUAUUUGCUAGAAUCCUUUUAUUCAAGUUAAAUCGACAGAGCACUGGAAAAAGUACUGACUUGGAAUAAAUUCUUUCUUUCAUAAUUAGAUUAAAA
Xyrichtys novacula (pearly razorfish) is the source of this 7046-nucleotide messenger RNA. Lineage: Eukaryota; Metazoa; Chordata; Actinopteri; Labriformes; Labridae. The record is from the annotation of a GenBank genome assembly.